Molecule: messenger RNA, 868 nt
Organism: Cynocephalus volans (Philippine flying lemur)
Lineage: Eukaryota; Metazoa; Chordata; Mammalia; Dermoptera; Cynocephalidae
Gene: PCTP
Product: phosphatidylcholine transfer protein
Exons: 8
Coding region: 58-780 (240 amino acids)
Molecular function (GO): phosphatidylcholine binding; phosphatidylcholine intramembrane carrier activity
Source: RefSeq, a predicted model, not a curated record
CCCAGCAAGCCUGUCCGCGGCGUGCCCUCCAGACGGAGGAGCCCGAGCUGCGGAAGGAUGGAGGCGGCGGCCGACGGCUUCUCGGAGGAGCAGUUCCAGAAGGCCUGCACUGAGCUCCAGCAGCCAGCGCUGGCCGGGGCCCCCUGGGAGCUGCUGACGAAGACCUCGGACAUCAGCAUCCACCGGCUGCUGGACCAGAACACUGGCCUUUAUGAGUAUAAAGUCUUUGGUGUUCUGAGGGACUGCGCUCCAGCUGUACUUGCAGAUAUCUGUAUGGACUUAGGCUACAGAAAACAGUGGGACCCAUACGUUAAUGGUAGUCAUGGAAGGCUUCUUGGAGGAGGAGGUGUCCAAGCUUUGUUUUACUCUGUCCCUGGGCAACAAGCUUUCAGUGAACUCUAUGAAAAAGAAUGCAACGGGAAGACUGUGGUCUACUGGGAAGUGAAUUACCCUUUUCCCAUGUCCAACAGAGAUUAUACCUACAUCCGGCAGCGGCGGGAGCUGGACGUGGAAGGGCGGAAGGUCCAUGUGAUCCUGGCCCAGAGCACCUCGGUGCCUCAGCUUCCUGAGAGGUCAGGGGUGAUCCGGGUAACGCAGUACAAGCAAAGCCUGGCGAUCGAGAGUGACGGCAAGAAGGGGAGCAAAGUUUUCAUGUACUACUUUGAUAAUCCGGGUGGCCAAAUUCCGUCCUGGCUCAUUAACUGGGUCGCCAAGAAUGGAGUUCCUAACUUCUUGAAAAACAUGGAGAAAGCCUGUCAGAACUACUGCAAGAAAACCUAACAGAGUAUCGGGAAGCUUGCCUCCAUGGGGAAGAUGUCUCUGACAGUGACUCACCCUCCAGUGCUCAGCCUUCCUUCUGCACUUCCCU